ACCCAUUAAUAAUUCGUUAAUCGUCGACCACGAAGUGGAGUGGACAGAAUGCCGAAAUGCGAUGUGAAGACAAGGUAUCUACCAGCUACGUUUGCCUGGACAGCUCUACUAAGCACCACGACACUCUUCUUCUGUUUUCCCUGUCAAUAUUACGUGUUUCGAUGGGGGACAUGGGUACCUGCUCUUCAAGGAGUCAUCACCUUUUUUGUUUUGGCAAAUUUCACACUAGCAACAUUCAUGGAUCCAGGUGUUAUCCCAAAGGCACCUCCUGACGAGGAUAGAGAAGAUGAUUUUCAUGCUCCAUUAUAUAAAAAUGUAGAAAUCAAUGGCAUUACAGUUCGCAUGAAAUGGUGUGUUACGUGCAAGUUUUAUAGACCUCCACGUUGUUCACAUUGCAGCGUAUGUAAUCAUUGUAUUGAGACAUUUGAUCAUCACUGCCCAUGGGUAAACAACUGUAUUGGUAGGAGAAAUUAUAGGUUCUUCUUUUUCUUUCUCCUGUCACUUAGUUUUCAUAUGCUCAGUAUAUUUGGACUUUGCCUAUAUUUUGUACUGGAACGUAAGCAACAGUUGGGUGAAGUGGACACUAUCGUGGCACUUGUACUUAUGGGUGUGGUUAUACUUCUGUUCAUUCCAAUCUUUGGACUGACUGGCUUUCAUGUAGUACUUGUUUCCAGAGGACGUACGACAAAUGAACAGGUAACGGGUAAAUUUAAUGGAGGCUACAAUCCUUUUUCUCAUGGUUGCUUACACAAUUGCUGUUAUACGCAAUUUGGACCACAAUACCCCAGUUUGAUUAAGCCUGAAAAGUAUUCAGGAAAACGACGCGGAAUUUCUACAUCUGAGAUAUCGACUAUAGGCAGUGAGAACCAGGUAAAAACCUACAUGGAUAGCAGCAAUGGUGUUAGAAAUGCCAGUUCAAAUGCUUACAAUAAGUUGUCUCCUGGACGAGAUGGGUCGGAUACAGACAUGGAACCUACCGCGUCACAGUCUGCAGAUUGCGAACCCACACCUCCAGUACAAAGACACGGUUCCAAAAGCAAUUUCUUCCUGCCACCUGUGGAGAAUAGUGAAUCUCCCAGGCACCCUCCACCAUCGCAACAUCGCCAUCCAAUGCACCACACUAGAGGCAGCCCUCACCCAAGGCCAAGGUACGUUGUCAAUACCUAUAGGGGAAUGAACGGCUCUCGAAGCCAUACGCCUGAUCCAUUAUCGCCAGAAGCAAGCGGUUCACCAGCCACAGCUUCUCAAAGAGGUCAAGGUCAAGGAGGCGCUAGUCCAACAACACAACGGAUUAAAGCUAUUGGAGUACCAACUCCACUUGCCAUUUCCAGUCCUAUUCGCAGAUCAAAUCCAGGUACGCCGACGCAGGUUCGUCGGCCAGAUUUUAUAGGAGUUAACGAGGCACCGACUUAUUACGAUGUACAGCAAGGAAAUAAUACCGGUGUUGGUGCUGCUAGUGGUGCCGUCGUAACCGGUUACAGCCCACAGCGACGUUUUUUGUCAGAAAGUGAGCUCGUUCGUCAAGGUACUGAUCAUUCGUACUCAAGAACUAAUAAUACUGUCGACAAUAUCCGAGAGUUAGCGGGUUCACCUCAACGUGGUGUCUAUAUGUGGAAAGAUAAUUCUCCUGGCAGCUAUCCUGCUCCAACCGGAACGGCGAAUGCAACAACGCAACAGUCACCCUCGCAAAGACCUCCACCACCGUACGAUUACUACCGUUCCAAUCCGACGAGUCCUACUCAACAGUUGUACGCUAAUCCACCUAGAGCAGCGUACCAUCCUGCAAUGAGAGGUGGAGUACCGGUCUUCCCGCCGCACCAGUCGCCACAAGUGAAACGAAAAGCCACAAUGGCGACACCAACUACUCCAACAUCAGGUGAUACUCGACGCAGACCAAUGUCUUUUGUCAGAGCUUUGGAAAUGACAGAUUCUAUGGAGAUGGUGUCAGCGCCUAAUGAUAGUAGAUCACAGCGGCCCACGACACCGACCCCGGACCGUGCUAGUGUCUACGAUAUGAACUAUGAGAUAUCUGUAUAGCCCACCUUUACGGUCUCCGCACCAUCCUGCGGCUGGACGGAGAUUGUACAAGAAUUGCCGUCAUUGCGCGUUUCCUAUUGCAAACAGGAAAGAACGUGUGCCGCUUACGAAAUAUCCGUCUAAAUUUUCGUGUCGAAGCAGCUAACGACAAUUUACGUCAAAUGAUAUUAACCCGGUCGGGGAAAUUGUAAAGUUCUUCCGGCCCAAAUGUUAAUUCACGUUUACGUCACAUCCACCAUACUUGAAAUAAUAUAGAGCAAGGCCAAUUAUUUUCCCGAGAAGGCAAGGACGUCAAACGCAGUUAUCGUUCAUCUAUAUUAUUAGUGAUACCCGCAGUGUACAAUGCGUAUGGACGAUGGUAUGUUAAAAUAUAUUCAGUGAAUAAUGAUAGUCGAUAGACAAAAAAAUCUCCGGGAAAGAAGUAUCGGUGUUUAAUAAUUUCUAUUGUGAUUUACUAAUAACGAAAAAUGCAUUAGGUUUUUUAUUUCGUGUUGAACUCAGAAGAUCGUCAAGCCGAUGGAAAAAAUGCUUGUUGAAAGCCGGGUCUACCGUUAAUAUAAGACUGGUCGUGUCUCGUUAUUAGCAAAAACUUUUCGUUUAGUCAUUGUUUAAGGGGAGGUGCAUUCGAUUCAAUAUGUACACGAGAGCGAAAUUUCGUGUUCAUUUAACCGAGAGCGAAAGAAGCGUUCGGGCCGAUUAACAAUCGAAAUAAUCGAGUCACGAAAGCGUCAACGAAAGUAAUUUUGAACGUUUAGUGACAAUUGCUAAGCGAAAACAGCUGCCGAAGAAUUUUUCCUCGUUCGGCAGCAUACACAAUUCUAUUUUUUAGUAUGCAGUAUAAAGUCAGUUUAGAUUUUGAUACCGUAACAUCGUGAUUGAAUUUUUCGAAACGCAGCAUCGAUUAAUUUUCGUUUGUUUCAUUUCUUUUUUUCCUUUAUUGAUCACAAUACACGAUUAGACGAAUAACAAUGAAUAUAGAAAUUAUCUUAAUCGGACAAUUUUGUUAGGCUCGCAAUCUAAUCUAUAGCCGUAUUCUUUUUUUCAUUUCGUAAUGAUACAAAGGAAUGUAGAACAACGUUGCGAAACAAGAUGAAAAUCGAAUCUGUUAGUAUAAUCUUCUGUCUUCAUUGAUGCAAAAAGAAUUCGUGUCCAAUUAACAAAAAGUUACUUAAUCAAUUUAAGUCAUUAUCAGGAUAGAAUAACAAAUUCUGUGUAAAAUAAUCGUGUAAAAUGAAAUGUGUAGCAAAUUUUUAAUAUACAUAUUUAACAAUAUUUAUACGUAAAUAAUAAAAAAAAAAUAUAAGACUUUAUAAUAAUUUCAUUUGUUUGUUAUAAAUGAUGAUUUUAUCGAUGUGACCACUAAUACGAUCAAUUAAUUUUUAUUAAGUGAAGAAAAUAAUAGUUAAAAUGAUAUAAGAAAGAGAACUGUGUGAAUGUUAAAAGAAAACGGAUGGAUGGACGAAUGGAUGUAUAUCAAGAGAAUAUGUAUUUAGAAUAUUAUAGAUGAAAAAGCAACUGACAGACCGGCAUGUUUCAAAUGUUUACAAUGGUGGAUAAUUCACUUGAUAAAGAAAAAAAAGAGAAAAAGAAAUAGAAAAAAACAUGAAUAACAGACUUUGUUAACAAGGGGAAUACAAUUUUGUAAUAUAUAUAUUGCAUAAAUUUAUUGAUAUAUCUACUGCUACUGUUAAGUUUGUAAUAUACCCCGCUUUUAAAAAAAAAUUGCAUGACAAUUUCUGUAUUAUGUAUUUGUAUGCGAGACCAAUAUUAUCAAUUAUGCAGGCUUAAUGAAUAAUUGCGAACCGUGUAUACGUAAGGUAAUCGUGAAAUAUUGCGUGCCCAGUUACCUUGCGUCAAAUUGAUAAUCGAAUUAUUAUUGUUAAAUAGCACAUAUCGUUCUGCUAAAGGGCUUAUCAAACAUCGAAUAUUUCCAAGCUAAAUGAACAUUUCCUCACUGAACAUCCGAUAUAUUUGGUAAAAAAAAAAAAAAAAAAAAGAGAAACAGUGGAUACAUAACAAUUAUUAGAAAUAUUUCUUCCAUUGCUGCGCUACUGAUAAAAACACAUUCGUUUCCUUUGUUUUAUGAUUAUAUAUAUUUUUAUUUUUCUUUACAAUGAGCUGUGCCAAAACAAAAGAAACAUACGACUUUCCAUAUUCACUCCAAUUAUGUAGUUUUGACAUAAUGAGCACUUGAAAAAAGAAAUUAAAUAAAGAUAAACAAAGGACCGGUACAACGUCAAAACUUUUUGAUUGCUUUAGAGAAUUAUGUGUAAAGUGUGACGAAUGUUUAGUGUUUAUAAUUCGGUGUACUUGUACAUAAAUAUUGCUCGUUAUUAUCACUUAAAUGUACAUACAUAAACAUUUCGGUACUUACGUAUCGCUGCAGCAAUCUACAAAAAUAAAAUUCAUGAAAUACAAGCUAA
Messenger RNA from Frieseomelitta varia, 4460 nucleotides. RefSeq names its product palmitoyltransferase ZDHHC5-A (gene Zdhhc8). The coding region runs from base 49 to 2037 and encodes 662 amino acids. Gene Ontology annotation, molecular function: palmitoyltransferase activity. The transcript has 9 exons. The record is from RefSeq and is a predicted model, not a curated record. NCBI's taxonomy places the organism in Eukaryota, Metazoa, Arthropoda, Insecta, Hymenoptera, Apidae. Gene Ontology annotation, biological process: protein palmitoylation.